This is a messenger RNA of Scheffersomyces stipitis CBS 6054, 1221 nucleotides long. RefSeq lists its product as uncharacterized. Bases 1 to 1221 code for a protein of 406 amino acids. The record is from RefSeq and is a predicted model, not a curated record. The transcript has a single exon. NCBI's taxonomy places the organism in Eukaryota, Fungi, Ascomycota, Pichiomycetes, Serinales, Debaryomycetaceae.
AUGUUGCCGAGACUCUGUCGCUUUUCUAUAGGGCUCACGGGACGCUCUAUCGUAUUAAAUAGAUCUACGUCUGUUUUUCCCAAACACUUUCAUUCCAAUCCGGUGGUUUUAUCGUUUACCUCCAGUUCUGGCUUUGAAUAUGUGGAAAGCUACAAGAGCUUGAACGAUAAGAUCGAAGCUGUUUUUGGGCAGAAGGACGUUUCUGACGACGACAUAAUAGCAGCUCUUGUUGCCUGUCGUAAUCUAGAGCGAAACUAUCCAGUCAAUCAACAGUUGCACACCAAUUCCAGACUCAUCCAAGAAGCUUCCCAUUCUAUAGAGCUAAUCUUCAAGAACGACACCAAGUUCUCAGCUGAAUUGUUGAAGAAGAUCUUUCUCUUGAAGUUGGCUACUCCGUUGAACUUGAAGAUUAUCAACACUUUCUACGAAAAGAAUCCAGGAGCCAAUACCAUUAUCGAUAAGAGUACUGCACUUGUAGCUUUGAGAAAUGCCUUGGCCAAUGCUGACUUCCUCAAUGCCAUCAAGUUGACCGAUGUGACUGUAGGCCAUCCCAAUUAUAUCGAGCACAACAAUAGGAUCCUCAGGAAGGGUUUUUCACAGUUGGUGGGUACAUCUUUGGUAAUAACGUUCUUGACCAAGUAUGGAGUUAAUGAAAUCAUCGAUAUGGGGGCUUUGAACGAAGGCUGGAAACAUUUGGGAGCCAUUAACUCGUUGAUUUUAACCUAUUUGUUCAACUCCAGUUUCUUCUUGACAAUUGUCAGAGUCGGGCGACAGUUAAUCAGCUCCGGUGGUGACUAUUUGACCUGGCAAAAAGGAACAUUCUAUACCCAUUGGUUCAAACAUGCUGAUGAGAUGUUAUUUUCAGCCAAAAUUGUAGAAGCUGAUCGUCAGUUGAAUGGUGGAGAGUCAAACCCUGAGAUCAUCAACGAGUUAUGUAGAACCAGUGACGAUAUGUUCAAUACCCAACGUACAUUACAGCCCGGAUAUAAUCGUGAAGGUGAAAAGAUCAGAUUGUUGGAAGCCAAAGACAAUAUGGAAGACCUCAAAAUGCAAGCAUAUUGGAUGAGUGGAGGUGAUGGCUUCGAAUGGGUUGAACCAGAUCAGGAUCCUGCCGAUUUGAUCUGGAAACAACAUCUCGAUAGUUUUAAUAAACCUACUCUAGACAAUAAUAGCAAGGCUAAGAACUUGAAAUGGGCUGAAGAGUUGAUUGGGGACAAGUAG